CCCUGUCUGUCGCUCUCUUCCCCAUUUCGCCGCUUUGUUUUCAUUGUCGCCCUUUUGACCAUGGCUGCUCAUUCUACCGAAGAACCGUUCCCCUUCCACGGGCUGCUCCCCAAAAAAGAAACCGGCGCUGCGUCUUAUCUUAUCAGGUUCCCAGAGUACGAUGGCCGGGGGGUGCUCAUCGCCAUUCUCGAUACCGGCGUGGACCCCGGGGCCCCUGGCAUGCAGGUCACAACUGAGGGGAAGCCAAAGAUUGUCGACAUCAUCGACACGACAGGCAGCGGUGACGUGAACAUGACCACGGUGGCAGAGCCGAAAGAUGGGACCAUCGCUGGCCUCUCUGGUAGAACACUUAAGAUCCCUCCUGCCUGGGUCAAUCCUUCAGGGAAGUAUCGCAUUGGAGUUAAAAAUGGCUAUGAGUUCUUCCCUAAGGCUCUCAAAGAAAGAAUACAGAAAGAGCGAAAGGAGAAGACGUGGGACCCACCACACCGCGCAUCACUAGCUGAGGUCUCUCGUAAGACGGAAGAGUUUGACCUCUCUCACCCAUCACCGUCACAGAUGGAGAAAUUGCAGAAGGAAGAGCUGCAGAGUCAGUCAGAGUUGCUGGUGUCAUUAGAAAAGAAGUACAAUGAUCCUGGUCCUGUAUAUGACUGUGUGCUUUGGCACGAUGGCGUCACAUGGAGGGCUGUAGUCGACACUUUCGAGAAUGGAGAGCUGUCCCAGAGCACUGUGCUUUGCUCCUACAGAGAGACGCAAGAGUAUGCCACAUUGGGAAAUGCUGAGAUGCUUAACUACUCUGUUAAUAUUUACGAUGAGGGAAACACACUCUGUAUCGUCACCAGUGGAGGGGCUCAUGGGACACAUGUGGCAAGCAUUGCAGCCGGUUACUUCCCAGAGGAACCUGAGCGAAACGGUGUGGCUCCUGGUGCCCAAAUCCUGGCUCUGAAGAUUGGAGACACCCGCCUCAGCACCAUGGAAACAGGCACAGGACUCAUCCGCGCGAUGAUUGAAGUCAUCAACUACAAGUGUGACCUGGUGAACUAUAGCUACGGGGAGGCCACCCACUGGCCCAACACAGGGAGGAUUUGUGACGUGAUCACAGAGGCUGUGCAGAAGCACAAUGUAAUAUUCGUUUCAAGUGCAGGAAACAAUGGUCCGUGCCUCUCCACUGUCGGCUGCCCGGGGGGAACCACCAGCACUGUCAUAGGAGUUGGCGCAUAUGUGACUCCAGACAUGAUGGUGGCAGAGUAUUCCCUGAGGGAGAAGCUGCCUCCCAAUCAAUACACCUGGUCGUCCAGGGGCCCCAGCACAGACGGGGCCCUGGGUGUCAGCAUCAGUGCGCCUGGUGGGGCCAUUGCCUCUGUACCCAACUGGACUCUUCGUGGUACCCAGCUGAUGAACGGCACAUCUAUGUCCUCUCCUAAUGCCUGUGGCGGCAUCGCGCUAAUCCUCUCAGGACUGAAGCAGAACGGGAUCCGUGCCUCUGUUCCUGCGGUGAGGAGGGCGCUGGAGCACACGGCUCUGAAGGUUGAUGACAUCGAAGUGUUUGCACAGGGUCAUGGAAUAAUCCAGGUGGACAAGGCAUUAGACUACCUCACUCAACACGCCACUUUGCCCACAAGCAACCUUGGCUUCUCAGUAAGUGUGGGAUCACAGAGAGGCAUCUACCUCAGGGACCCAGCCCAUAUUCUUACCCCCUCAGAUCACGGAGUAGGAAUUGAACCCAUCUUUCCGGAGAACACAGGAAACUCCGAGCGAAUCUCCUUGCAGCUACACUUGGCGCUCACAUGUGCCGCCCCGUGGGUCCAGUGCCCCUCCCAUCUAGAGCUGAUGAACCAGUGUCGUCACGUGAACGUCCGCAUCGAUCCUGUGGGACUGAGAGAGGGAGUGCACUACACAGAGGUCUGUGGGUAUGAUACAUCAGCACCUAGCUGUGGCCCCUUAUUCAGGGUCCCAAUCACAGUCAUCAUCCCCGCCAAAGUGACAGAUAGUCGUAAUCAGGAGGUGUGUUACCCAGACGUCCACUUCAGACCAGGCCAGAUCAAACGCCACUUCAUCACUGUUCCUCAGGGUGCCUCCUGGGCAGAGAUCACACUGACCUCUCAUUCGGGUGACGUGUCAUCAAAGUUUGUUCUCCAUGCGGUGCACCUGGUCAAACAGAGAGCAUACAGAGCGAAUGAAUUCUACAAGUUUUCCUCACUGUUGGAAAGAGGCUCACUAACUGAGGUUUUCCCCGUGCUGUCAGGAAAGAUAGUUGAGUUUUGCAUUGCACGCUGGUGGGCGAGCCUGGGUGACGUCACAGUGGACUACAGCAUCUCGUUCCAUGGACUCAACACUUCCCCUUCACCGCUGCACAUACAUGCCUCAGAGGGAGUGACAAGUUUUGAUGUGUCGUCGCCACUGAGGUACGAGGAGGUGUCCCCCACGAUCACCCUCAAGUCUUGGGUUCAGCCUCUCAGGCCCUUAAAUUCCAAGAUAAAAGCCCUGGGAUUGAGGGACGUUCUGCCUAACAACAGACAACUCUACGAGAUUGUCCUCUCCUACAGCUUUCACCAGCCUAAGAGUGGAGAGGUCACCCCCAGCUGUCCCAUGCUGUGUGAGCUGCUGUACGAGUCUGAGUUUGACAGUCAGCUCUGGAUGCUGUUUGAUCAGAACAAGCGGCUGUUGGGGUCAGGGGACGCUUACCCACACCAGUAUUCUCUGAAGCUAGAAAAGGGGGACUACAGUGUGCGUCUACAGGUCCGCCACGAGCAGUCCAGCGAGCUGGAGCGCCUUAAGGACCUACCAUUUGUGGUUUCUCAUCGUCUGUCCACCACGCUCAGUCUAGAUGUCUACGAGUCGCACCGUGCUGCCCUCAUGGCAAAGAAGAAGGCAAACUCUCUCAACUUGUGCCCAGGUGCCACGCAACCCUUCUACGUCACAGCCCUGCCUGACGACAAGAUCCCAAAGGGGACGAGUCCGGGAUGCUAUCUUUUGGGCUCUCUGGUUGUCCCCAAGAGCGAGUAUGGCAAGAAAGCAGGGCAGGCCUCUGCAAAACGACAAGGGAAGUUUAAAAAGGAUAUCGUGCCAGUCGUCUACCACUUAAUUCCCGCUCCCAACAAAUCAAAGAACGGAGGGAAGGAGAAGGACAAGGAGGGGGACAAAGAGAAAGACGUGAAGGAGGAGUUUGCUGAAGCGAUGAGAGACUUAAAGAUUCAGUGGAUGACAAAGUUGGACUCUAGCGCCAUCUAUGAUGAACUGAGGGAGAACUACCUGGAUUACCUCCCGCUGCAUGUGCAAAGACUGCACCAGCUGGACUCUGAAAAGGAGCGUGUGAAGCGUCUCGGAGAGGUUUCAUCAGCAGCCGACAUCGUCAUAUCCCACAUCGACCAGACGGCCCUGGCUGUUUACCUCACCAUGAAGACGGACACUCGGCCCGAUGCCGCCUCUAUCAAGACCGACAUGGAGAAGCAGAAGUCGUCUCUGCUGGACGCUCUGUGUAGGAAGGGCUGCGCCCUGGCCGACCAGCUCCUGAUGCCCGACGAGCUCCUGAUGUCGGACCAGCUCCUGAUGCCGGACCAGCUCCUGAUACCCGAUCAGCCCCCGGGGCCACAGGAUGGCGCCGCUGCUGUCUCCACGGGACCACCAACAGCAGAGGAGGAGGAGGAGGAGGAAGUUGGGGAACAGGUGGCCAUCAGUUCUGACGACAGCGUGGUUAAAGCUCUGACAGAUACGUUUUGGGAAGUGCAGAAGUGGGCGGAGCUAACUGACUCCAAGGUGUUGAUGUUUUCAUACAAACACGCUCUUGUGAACAAGAUGUACGGCCGAGCCUUAAAAUAUGCCUCAAAGAUGGUGGAGGAGAAGCCCAGCAAAGACAACAUGAAGAACUGCAUCCAGCUCAUGCGACACCUCCGAUGGACACACUGUGCCACCUUCAGUGAGAACUGGCUUCCUGUCAUGUACCCCGCAGAAUACACGCCGUUCUAGGCACAGACGCACAUGCACGCAUGAGCAAGCAUGGCCAUACAUGGUUAAAUGGAUAUCAUGUCCCUCAGGGUCACAUGAUCUAUGCAUCUGGGUUUUCAAAUUUAGAUGUAGGUGGACACCAAAAUGAAGGAUAACGCAGUGUAACUGUUUGGAGGUACUGAACACCACAUUCGGCGAGAAGGGAUCCUGUUCGCCCUGUUUUUAAAUGUCUUGUUGCACAUCACAGCUCUGCAGACCGUGUGGCACGACGGUUCAUUUGAAUGCCUCCAACAGAUGAAAAAACCCCAAAUAAUUGUGUUUACAUUUUUAAAAAGCUUCACACUUUUGACAGCCUGUAGCUCAGUACUUUGGUCGUUGGGUGUUGUCCUUUAUUUUGCUCUCACCUACACAUUUGGAAGCUUUCACAACCCCACUCAUCCUCAGCUGACUCCACUUCACAAUAACCCCAUUCUCUUGUGUAAAUACUGUAUAAGGGCCAGUGUGGACUCCAGGGAUGUAUCCCUAGUCAUAAAAAAGAAAAGAAAACUGUGACCCCAUCGACUCACACAAUCAAAUCAACAGCAGAAAAACUCACAACUGACUGUUAUGAUACUUCAGUGACCGGCCUGGAGGACUUGCUGCUGCAUGAUGUUCGGACAUAGGGGGGCACGCAGAGUCUGCCUGGUCCCUGACUUAAAAGGGAGACGGAACUUGAUAUCUUUUUUUUUUUUCUCCUUCGUUUUCUUUCUCCGAUUGUUCCAGCCGGGUUGAUAAAGUUAAUAUUUAGUCUGGUCUGUCUUUUAUAAACUCUGAUUCAUGUACCCGGAACACAAACAGUAUUGAGGUGCCUUCCUACAUGUACCGUACCCUUUCUUUCUUUUCUUUUUCCCCUGAUGGGAUGAAAAACAGUGCGAGCCUCCAGAAUCUCGAGCGCCAGUCGCAACUCAGCCUCUUGCAGUCAUUUCACUCAUCAGCCUUGUGUCAAAUGUGGUUUCACAGCUCAUAGCUGCAGCAUGAGGUGCAAGCUGUCGGGUAACAGGAAGCCACAAAUGCACCGUCUGGGCUUUGGCGUACCUCCAUAGGCGUCGGCCACCUCCUCCUGCAGUAACCUGAGCAGCGCGUUUGACGAACCAUCUUAACAGACCUCACUAGCGUAAGAGAUGCAGCGGAAGGAUGUUCAGAUUUCAUUGUGAAAUGUUCACUGAGUAUUAGAUAGUUUUCUCUUGCAGCAUUCAAAAUGUUGCAUUUGUACACAGUGUCAUAAAGUAAUGUACAUACACAGGUAACCUAAACAUAUUAAGAUGCAAUAGAGAUAUAAUACAAUUAUUAUUCCAAUUGAUGUAUUUUGCAUAUAUGCAUGUCUUCUAGGAUGUAAGGAAAAACAAUAGUUUUAUUUGGAAGCAGAUUUUUUUUGUUUGUUUUCAAUUUGAGAGGUUUUUAAUCCCAAAUGCGAUUGUGUGUGUGUGUGUGUGUGUGUGUGUGAGAGACUUAAUGUGUUACUCGUGAGCAUAUUUUGUGUCCAUGAACAUUUUCUCCCUACAGAAUUGAAAUGAUAGACGACUAGAGAGGUUAAAGCAUGAUUUAGUUAUUUUUCUUCAGAUACUUACCAUCUUAACCUUAUUCAAUUUAAAGGACAAUGCCAGUGGUUUUGUAUGUUUUACUAAAAAUCACAGCUGAACAUUUUCCAUAGGUUUUAGAAUUUCUUUAAUGGCUUUUUCUUAUCGACAUAUUGGGAGACCUUUAAGUAGUUUGCAAUAAAGGCCCUUAAAACUACAUUUCUCAAUCACCUUUUUAAUAUGAGUGAUUGGGUUCGACAUGAACACGCAAACGGUUUCAUUAUUCCUCAUUUCUGCUGUCUCACUGGGUUGAGGUGGUGCAGGUUUAUUUCUAAGCACCUAUUUAUUUAGCCUUUAUUUCAAUCAAAAUGAGAUGAUGGGGUUGUAUGUUUAUGUUGCCAUUGUUGAUUAUAAUAUGCCUAAACCACACCCACAUACUUGAUAUGAAGCAGGUUGGCUGAAAGUAUCUCUUAAGGAUACAUUUGGUGGUUGUUCAGUUGUGAAUAGAAAAUCCGACAUUAAUGCAGACUUGACGUUCACUUUGCUGAAUUAUACAACUUGGAAGAGCACUCUCCAGAUUGAGCAUUUAAAUGCUAUCACAAGACUGUUUAAAAUGAUUUUUAGUUGAUCUAAACUUGCAAAAACAAUGGCAUGGUCCUUUUGUUAAAACACCUCACCUGAUUCAUGAAACAAAUGAGGACUAUGCUAAAGAUGCAAACUACAUAUUAACCGUUUAUCUUUUACAAUUGGGAUUCUCAACCUUUUCCGCUUGUUCGGUAAAACAAAACGUUUGAGCCGUAGUUUAACCAAAGAACGAUAGGUUGGUUUAGAGAAGCACAAAGGCUGAACAUUAUCAAAUGAAUCUUCACAAUAUUGAAUAGAAGAAGGAAAUAGAUUUGCCCUCAACCCCCGGGGUAAGGUCACCUUGCAUUUCUGUUUUUAGCUCUGACUUCCUUCUCCAGGUGUGCACGGCUGCACUGGAGCCAGUUUGGUUCGUCGAGAGUUUGUGCUCAUCGUCUUUCAUUUCUGCAUCUUCUGUUUACGCCUGUGUCUUCGUCCUUUUCUUUUCCUCCUCUUUUCCUGCGUCGGCUUUGGUUCAGGCACAUGUCUACAGUAAGCGUUGCCAAUAACAGUCUCUCCAAAAAUGGCCUUAACUUCCACCACAGGACUGUACCGUCCAUUUCUGUCACCAAACAGACGUCUCUAUAUCGGUUGCUUCUUCUGGAUGUUGAGUGUUUAUAUUUGUAGUCAUAAAAUCUAGUCAAUGCCAAUAUUUUACAGAAAGUUAUACGAUAAGGUUGUAUGCUCUUAGUAUUAUUUUAUACCCAUUCUUCCUCGAUGAUGUGGGAAAGACCCGAACUGUCACACUGUGUUGUGGUCACAUGGAAUACGUCACAAACAAGGAAAACGACACUGAAUAAAAGUGAUUUGGAAGAAU
Messenger RNA from Cyclopterus lumpus (lumpfish), 6936 nucleotides. It is a transcript of the gene tpp2, whose product is annotated as tripeptidyl peptidase 2. The record is from RefSeq and is a predicted model, not a curated record. The transcript is spliced from 29 exons. Gene Ontology annotation, cellular component: cytosol. Gene Ontology annotation, biological process: proteolysis. Bases 61 to 3963 code for a protein of 1300 amino acids. Gene Ontology annotation, molecular function: tripeptidyl-peptidase activity; serine-type endopeptidase activity. Lineage: Eukaryota; Metazoa; Chordata; Actinopteri; Perciformes; Cyclopteridae.